AUGGUGGAGACUGCAUCAGAGAGGAUCCAUCUAGUCGGACUUUAUCUCUCUAAGUAUAUCGGAGACCAGCACCCACUUCAAGUAGAGGUAACCAGACCGAAGGGUACAUGGAAGUGGCUAAUUGGUAUACGGAAGAUGGCUGAGGCUCACAUUUCGUGGAGUCUGGGACCGGGUAUGGUGGACUUCUGGCUUGACACUUUGUGUGAGCUUGGAUCCCUCCGUACAUUGGUGCCGGCGGAUAGGGACAGCCCUCAGUUUUUGGUAGCAGAGUUCUUGGGAUGGGAAGGGUGGAACAGGGACCGUUUCUUGCAAUGCCUUCCGGAUCACCUGGUUGAUUCGAUUGUGGAUAUCCCUUUCGACCUGGAGGGGCAGGAUCGGAUCAUGUGGGCACGGGGUGUCCCGCUGAAGAUGUCUAUUUUUGCUUGGAGACUGUUAAGGAACUGUGUCCCCUUGGAUUCGGUGCUCCGUCGGAGAGGGCUACCCUUGGUGUCCAGAUGCUCCUGCUGUCUCAAGGACGAGGAAUCAAUACUCCACUUGUUUGUCAAUGGCCCGGUGGCACGGGAGGGGCGAAAUAAGGUGAGGUUCGAAGGACAAGCCUUGUCAGCUAGGAGGGUGAUUCGAGAAGUGGUUAACUUCAUACAUGACUUGGGACGAGCAUGGAAACUUGAGAAGGCACAGUUCUAUAGGGACCUGGAUAGUGAUUGGGCGAGCUUGGCUAGUUCGGUGGCUCGUAAACGGCAGGCAGUGGUAGUCACAUGGACUAAACCUCCAGCUCAGCGAUACAAAUUAAACACAGAUGCUAGCGUGGUCAACGAAAGGGCUAGUGGAGGAGGGUUAUUGCGUGACUCAGAUGGUAGGCUUAUAUUCGCUUUUUAUAAGGAGUUUGGGGAGAAGGGGGUCCUCCAGGCUGAGGCGCUGGCACUACUGGAAGGGUUGCGAGCGUGCGCGGCAAAGGGGGUACAGGAAGUGUUGAUGGAGGUGGACUCUGCGGUUCUUGUGCCACUAGUCAAAUCAUUGGCUCUGGGAGGUUGGUCACACUGUAAUUUGCUGAGACGGAUUCGUCGACUUCUGGAUCAGGUGUCUGUUUCAUUUAUCCACAUCUUCCGUGAGGCAAAUAUGGUUGUAGACAGGUUAGCGGCUCUGCAAGGGUGUCCUAGUAUGGUCUUUGACUCUGUUCAGCAGCUAUCGAGGGAGAUUUGCGGCUGCUUGGCUAUGGAUGCUAGGGAAUUCCCAUCCCUUAGACUAGUGCCUUGUUAG
Molecule: messenger RNA, 1257 nt
Organism: Coffea arabica (coffee)
Lineage: Eukaryota; Viridiplantae; Streptophyta; Magnoliopsida; Gentianales; Rubiaceae
Source: RefSeq, a predicted model, not a curated record